GGCGUCGAGCGUCACCCGGAAAUACUCUUAGCAGCCGCUGAACAACAUGCUUUACACUGGUGUUUUCAUGCGGUUUAUUUCGCUACAAAUGAUUUGAAUACGGAAACUUGGAUGGAUGUAAUUCCGUUUACAUAUUUUUAAAUGAUUUUGCUGGCCUCGUGCUCCUCUAUAAACCAAAAUGGGUAAAAAGAAGGUGAAAGACAGAAGUCCUAGCACUGAGACUCCAGGGGUUUCCUGCACUCACAUCCGCAAAGGAAUAGAUAACAGCUUACUGAAGAAAACCGGUCUAAAUCUGAGCUCGUGCCAAGACUGUGAGCCGAACAAGCCUGUUGAAGACCAGAUCUCGGAGGAUGAAAUUGACAGAGAAAGUCCAGCUGUGUGGCUGUGCCUGAAAUGCGGCCACAGAGGCUGCGGGAGAUUUGAGAAUCAGCAUGCAGUCAAGCACUACGAGACGCCUCGAUCCGAGCCACACUGUUUAGUGCUCAGCCUGGACGUCUGGAGCGUCUGGUGUUACAUCUGUGAUGAAGAAGUUCAGUAUUCCAGCACGGGACAGCUGGCACAGCUGAUCACAAACAUAAGAAAACAAGUGCCGACGGAUCCUGGCAAGAGCACCUCCAACAAAAAAUGUAAGAAGGAAGAGAAACCUGCAGAGCAAACACCACAUGAAGAGAAAGAGAACCAGAAGAGCAACUCCAAACAUGAUGACAGUCCCAAAAGACAGAAGGCAGCGGCGGCAGCAGGAAGCCCUGGUGUCGUGUGUGUCAGGGGUCUCAGUAAUCUGGGCAACACGUGUUUCUUCAAUGCAGUCGUGCAGAAUUUAUCACAGACGUGGUUUUUGCGAGAACUGCUGAGCCAGAUUUCAGAUGAGAAGAGCUGCUUCACCAUCACUCCAUCAUCUGAGCUGGAACCUCUUCAGAUCCAGCUGGAAAGACCCGGGUCGCUCACGCUGGCUAUGUGUCAGGUACUGAAUGAAGUCCAGGAUACCAAGAAAGGUGUUGUGACCCCUAAAGAACUCUUCACUCAAGUGUGUAAAAAAGCUCCACGCUUUAAAGGCUUUCAGCAGCAGGACAGUCAGGAGCUGCUGCGGUACCUUCUGGACGGCAUGCGGGCGGAAGAAGUGAAAAGAGUAAACUCUGGAAUUCUGGGGGCUUUGAAAAACUCUGGCAAAAGCUUAGAGGCCGAGCAAACGAAGAAGGUUACUAAAGAGUAUGAGAGAAACGGUGCACCCAAGAACUUUGUGGACCGAGUGUUUGGUGGAGAGAUGAGCAGCACGGUGAUGUGCAAAGAGUGCAGGACUGUGUCUCUGGUGACGGAGAUGUUUCUGGAUCUGUCUCUUCCUGUAGCUGAUGAGGCCUACAGGAAGAAGAAUCAGAAGAAAGUUGCUCAGUAUCGCAGCAGCGUCAGUGACUAUGGAGAUCAAGACAGCACAUCAUCUCUGGCCAAUGGGAAUGAAGACAUGCCUACAGGAACAGGAAGCAAGUACCAGCAGAAGAAAGCCAAGAAGCAGGCCAAGAAACAAGCCAAGAAUCAGAGACGGCAGCAGAAACUGGGCAGUAAAGUCCCUCUGGAACCUCUGUCCAAUCAGAGCACAGCUAGCAGCACCGAUCCAGCGGACGGCUCCGGUCACAGUGUGGCAGAAAAUGGCUGUGCUGAUGUGGAACCAGUUAAAAACAGCCAGGAGCAUUUGAUCCUUGAGAAACCUUCUGCACAAUCACUAAAUGAGGAUGAAGAUGAUGAGGAACCCGAGCAAGAGCAUGCCACUGCUGGCAAGAACCGCUUCACUGCCUUAUCCGAAGACCAGACCUCUGAAGAUGUGUCUGUAGAGGGAGACAAAGUGGAAGAGGUGAAUGAAAUUGAGGAGGAGGACGGUGCUGACCAGCUUUGUGCUGAAGAGGAUCAGUUAGUCGAAGAACUGAAUAUUAUGUCACUAAAAACAGCUUCAGAAGGUGAAAUGGAGAAUGGAGAUGAUGCCUCAGUUGACGUUAAAGAAUACACUGUGGUGAAUCAGGACCCUGAGCUCGCCUUUCACGCACUGACCAGCAGGGAGGCGCCAGAGAAGAAGGAGUGUUCGGUGGAGUCCUGCCUGUAUCAGUUUACUGAGGUGGAACAUCUCACAGAGAACAACAGACUGAUGUGUUUUACCUGUACAAAACGCCAGCCUGGACAUAAAGCCUCAGACGGUGGUAAGAAAGCUGUUUACAGAGAUGCACUGAAGCAGAUGCUGAUCUCUCAUCCUCCAGCAGUGCUCACACUUCACCUGAAGAGAUUCCAGCAGGUUGGAUACAGCGUUUGUAAGGUGAACAGACAUGUGCACUUUCCUCAGAUCCUGGAUCUAGCUCCUUUCUGCUCUUUAAACUGCAAGGGUGUGAAGGAGGGAGAAACGCAAGUGCUGUAUAGUCUUUAUGGCAUAGUGGAGCACAGCGGCACCAUGCGGUCCGGACACUACACGGCCUACGUCAAAUCACGACCCUCCACGCACAAUUACGUAGAAAACGGGUCGGCUGCUGGUUGUAACGCUGAGGCCAGUAAAGGCUCAUGGUUCCACAUCAGCGACAGCAGCGUCCAUCCCGUUCCGGAGGCCAAAGUGCAGAGUUCCCAAGCCUACCUCCUGUUCUACGAGAAGAUCUCAUAACCCAACGUGAGGACUGAGCUUCAAAACAAAGGGCUGGUGGUGCUUCUCUCCGACUGCUGGGACAUCCGGUUAAAACGCAAUGCAAAUGGAUUGAAAACUUUGAAUCAAAGUUGUGUGUAUGAGCAUCUUCUUUUAUGUUUUUUUUUCUUUCUCUGCAUUAUCAGCUGCUGUUCAGGGGAAAGUUUUCAUUCAUGCAAACAAGAUGCAAAACUUA
Rhinichthys klamathensis goyatoka is the source of this 2846-nucleotide messenger RNA. It is a transcript of the gene usp16, whose product is annotated as ubiquitin specific peptidase 16. Gene Ontology annotation, molecular function: cysteine-type deubiquitinase activity; zinc ion binding. NCBI's taxonomy places the organism in Eukaryota, Metazoa, Chordata, Actinopteri, Cypriniformes, Leuciscidae. The transcript is spliced from 17 exons. The record is from RefSeq and is a predicted model, not a curated record. The coding region runs from base 179 to 2632 and encodes 817 amino acids. Gene Ontology annotation, biological process: protein deubiquitination.